GAGACUCUCAGUGGUGGUUUCAGGUGAUAAAUCUCGUAGCUUUGAUAAUGGCAGAGGAAAUUAGAUUCUUUGAGCUCAACACCGGAGCGAAGAUACCAUCCGUUGGUCUCGGAACGUGGCAGGCCGAUCCUGGUCUCGUCGGAAACGCUGUUGACGCUGCUGUGAAGAUUGGUUAUCGCCAUAUUGAUUGUGCUCAAAUCUAUGGCAAUGAAAAAGAGAUUGGGUUAGUCCUGAAGAAAUUGUUUGAUGAUGGAGUUGUUAAGCGUGAGGAAAUGUUCAUCACAUCCAAACUCUGGUGUACUUAUCAUGAUUCUCAAGAAGUGCCUGAGGCACUUAAUAGAACUUUACAGGAUCUGCAGCUUGACUACGUCGAUCUGUAUCUCAUUCACUGGCCUGUUAGCCUCAAGAAAGGUUCUACUGGCUUUAAACCAGAGAACAUUUUGCCAACUGAUAUUCCUAGCACAUGGAAAGCAAUGGAAGCACUGUUUGAUGCGGGCAAGGCCAGAGCUAUUGGUGUCAGCAAUUUCUCCUCAAAGAAACUCGCAGAUCUCUUGGAGGUGGCUCGCGUCCCUCCCGCUGUUAACCAAGUGGAGUGUCACCCUUCAUGGCAACAAAACGUGCUCAGGGAUUUCUGCAAAUCUAAAGGCGUUCACCUCUCAGGGUACUCUCCUUUGGGUUCUCCAGGAACAACGUGGCUAACGAGCGAUGUUUUGAAGAACCCUAUUCUUGGUGGUGUUGCUGAGAAGCUCGGCAAGACUCCUGCACAAGUUGCACUACGCUGGGGUCUCCAAAUGGGUCAAAGUGUUCUUCCAAAAAGCACACAUGAAGACAGGAUCAAACAGAAUUUUGAUGUUUUCAAUUGGCCCAUACCCGAUGACAUGUUAUCCAAGUUUUCUGAGAUUGAACAGGGUAGGUUGGUGCGAGGCAUGUCAUUUGUUCAUGAGACGAGUCCUUAUAAGACUCUUGAAGAACUCUGGGACGGUGAGAUAUGAGACGCAGCUGAUUUGAUCUGUAUGUGCGAAAUCAUUCACCGAUUUGUCAUAGAUCAAUUUUUAGUACUGCUACUAGUUUCUUAGGGAGAGGUUCAACAAUUGGUUUUUCUACGUUUUCAAUAUUUUCUUCAGAAGAUAGAUUGCUACCCCAAUUAUAUUCGAUG
This is a messenger RNA of Arabidopsis arenosa, 1156 nucleotides long. Lineage: Eukaryota; Viridiplantae; Streptophyta; Magnoliopsida; Brassicales; Brassicaceae. The record is from the annotation of a GenBank genome assembly.